UCUGAAGUCGUUUGUGAUGAGGAAUCUCGUAUUCUAAGCCGAUUUUACGCUAGGUUGUGUGUUUAUGUCAUAUUUCAGGUCCUGGCGUUGGAAUCGAGGCGAAGGAACGAGUUCUGGAUCGAAAGGAGCGAAGAUUGGACAAAGGAUGCUGCUGGACCAGAAUACCCGGUCAAAGGAAGAAAUACCCGACCGGGUAUAUUCUGGC
Molecule: messenger RNA, 205 nt
Organism: Linum tenue
Lineage: Eukaryota; Viridiplantae; Streptophyta; Magnoliopsida; Malpighiales; Linaceae
Source: the annotation of a GenBank genome assembly